Molecule: messenger RNA, 1770 nt
Organism: Pygocentrus nattereri (red-bellied piranha)
Lineage: Eukaryota; Metazoa; Chordata; Actinopteri; Characiformes; Serrasalmidae
Exons: 3
Coding region: 61-1551 (496 amino acids)
Source: RefSeq, a predicted model, not a curated record
AGAUAAGUCUGGACCACUAUGAGCACUUGCUGAGACUUUGUGUUCUCUGUGGGGGUCAUCAUGUCUGCGGUGGUCUGUUUAUGGUUAUUUCUUGGUUUGGUUUUCUCUCACGUGAGCUGCUCUCAAAAUUAUGCAGAAGGCCUUGCAGGAAGUUCUCCAAAAGCCUUCAGCUCCUAUGGCCCAAUACAAAGUCAAGACACCUACAGUAGAUCUGUGGCAUCCAGAUUUGGCCCGUCCUCUCCUCUGCAUGGACCCGUCUCUUCCUACCAAAGUGCAAGCAUCUCCAAGAACAUCCACACUAGUGUUAGCAGAUCUGGCUUACGUGCAAGUGGUGCUACAGAACAUUCUGUGAACCAAAACAACCCCAGUUUUCAGCAGAGGAAGUCAUAUGGGGCCAAAUCUUGGUCCAGCAUGGCUAAACCAUCAGUUGUCAGUUCUGGAGGCAUUAUUAUAUUACAGGAAGGUGGAGGUUCUCAAGGUUCUCAUAAGAAGCCUAAUCAACAUCCAGUUAUCAGUAAUGGCUCUAAGCCAAGCAAAGUCAAUCAAAUUAGGUGGCGUUCUGCAAAUGUCCGAUCAGGCAGUACCUCCUCUAACUCCUUCCAGAGUGGAGCACUUGAUCAUUCAGCCAGGGAAACUUCUGGGGAUCGACGUGCUGGAUAUAAGGACCAAAAACCAGCCCCUGUAUACUCCAUCCAAAAGCCAAAUAAAGAUCCUCAGGUACGGUUUGGGAUUCCUGAAAGCUCUACAUGCAACUUUGAUAUCCCAAAAGUUUAUGGACGAGGGUCCAUCAGAAGAUGUUCCAGAUAUAGGGAAGAUUCAGUCUGGCCAGACGGCUCCUCUGACACCAUUUUACAAUUUGCACCAAGCCAGUUUAACCAGAACUUCUCUCUAAGCAGGUCUUCAGUCACAACUGUCUUCACGAGUGCAGUUCAGACCAACGAUGGUGGUGUUGGCAAGACUGUGUCUGCUCCGAACAGUCCUGUGUUACAGGCCUGGAGUGGAAACCGGUUGUUACCUGGAGACACUAAUCAGGAUAUUGUGCCCUUUCAACACCAUGAUGUCCAGUCAAGCCGCACCGCACGGCUGUUUUAUCACCUCCAGGAUAAAGCAGCUAGUUCACGUGUCUACGUGGUCCGUGAAAAUGCUCCUUACCCUGCGGAGAUCAUCCAAAACCACUACAGACAAACUCUUCCCAGCAGUUCUGUACCUUCAGCAUGGAAUGGUAGAAACCAAUCAAGCUGCACUACCCAUUCAUCAUCUGGAUCAAGUUCUCAGCAGCGUGGGGGGGUUGGCAGUAUGAAGCCAGUUUCAGAGCCUUACCGAUCAUCUCAAAGAGGUGUCUGGAAUGUUCCACCUGGGAAGGAAGGCACUUCAGACUUUAACGGCUACAGCCGAAGGUUCCUGAGCAGUAAAGUAUCUGAUUCCCGUCAGGUUCCUGCAGCCAGUUCAUUCAGACACGGUUACUAUCCUGGAGCAGUUUCUUACCAACAAAGAUCAACCAGAGACCACAUUUCUACCGUCCACCACCAACUCUCAAACCCCUCUAAAUGACCACUGUGGGUCUCCUUCCACAGGAAGCCAUGACUGUCAGUGUGGAGUCAGUGAGUGCUGGAGGUGAGCUGAGGACUUGCUGUAGGUCCUACCUGGACAGGUAUGGGGUCUGUGUGGGUGGUCUUAAAAGUAUUGAACCUUUGUCCUUGUACAGCUUUUUCCUGUUUUGUUAUGUAACUGUUUGCCUCAAAUUUCAUUAAAUGGUGUUUGAUCAAGUGA